UAUCAUUAGUAAAUCAUAUAAUAUGGACUUAAACUGAAAUCAACUAGAAUACUUAGUUUAACUUUUAUCAGUACCUAUAUAGGGGAAGCUCUUUAAAGAAAUAAAAUACGGUUGAAUAUAUUUUUAUUGUCCCGUUCCGGACAGUAGGGGCGCUGUUGUGGCAGACCGCUAGUUCUUGUGUCAGGUCAACGCAACAGAAGAAGAGGCAGAAACAUGGCGGCCCGCACACGGCUGCCCUUGCUGUUACCCAAAAAGCUGCCUCUGCUCAGACACCAAAAGCUCGUUCACACCGAGGCUGCGGCCAAGGAGCCCGCGUACCCCCCCAUCGUCCCAUCUCUCACGGCUAAAAGCAAAUCAGCCCGGCUGCGGCAGGUUGAGGAGCAGGUGAAAAAGAUAUGUGCCUCCCCGGUGGAGGAGAAGCUGUCCCUCAUCACUCGGAUCCAGCGGGAGAAAUUCGUGGUUUGCCCGCAGACGUUCGCCCGGAACGCAGACAGAUGGUACCAGCACUUCACCAAGACCGCGUAUAUCCCGGGACUGCCCGAGAAAUUUACGCUGGGCCCGGAGAAGACCGCCGGGGAGGAGGGCUCGCCGUCGGCCGCAGCUAAAACUGCAGUGCCGGGGAUUGAAGAUGAUGCGUUCGCGGACAUCCGCUCCUUGGUCACCCGUGUGAUUUUACAGGAGCACUGGCAAAUAAAGAAACGCAAACCUUUCCUGUACCGAGAACAGGAGAUGAGAUUCGGACCUGUUCUGAGAAACCUGGUGACCGGACUCACCUACAGUCUGGCCAGAUACAACCCACUACUCCUCCUCUCCAGUCUAGAUAUUAAUCCCCAAGUAAACUUUUAUUGGAGAAGAGGACAGAGAAUCAUCCCAAAGGGGCACCGGAGAGGCCGACUAGAGCCAACCAGGUUCCAGAUUGACGACCACCCGUACUGUCAGAUUAGGAUCACUCAACAACUGCCGCAGUUUACCCCGCUGGAGGCCUCCUAUGCAGCUGAAGUUCCAGAGAUCACAUUAGCUCCCAACGUGAUGCCUCUGUUCAGGCGACAGUAUGCCAACAAUAUCUUCACAGGUUCUAAGCUACCAGACCCAGCACGCUACGGUCACACUCAGUUCCACCUGGUUCCUGACAGAUACCACAGAGACCGGAUGGCUCGGCAGCAACAGUCUGACCAGGUGGAGGUCUUCCUCAGAGCCAAUGGCCUCGCCAGCCUCUUCGCCUGGACAGGAGCUCAGGCCAUGUACCAGGGUUUCUGGAACCACGAGGAUGUCACCAGGCCUUUCGUGUCGCAGGCUGUGAUCACCGACGGCCGUUUCUUCUCCUUCUUCUGCUACCAGCUCAACACAGUGGCCCUCUCCAUGGAGACAGAUGCCGACAACCCCAGGAAAAACCUUUUGUGGGGCACUGAGAGCCUGCCCCUGUACGAGAGAGUGCAGGACGGAGAGGUGGUGGGCCUGAAUGACGGUGUCCUCAAGCUGUUGGUGCAGUUCCUCAUCAACCAGCCGUAGACUUCUUCAGGUGUCUCUCCUCUCUUGUGAUUCUUUGCCUCUGUUUGUUCUCCACGGCGCUGGAAGAUGCAGGAAAUGAAGAGAGAGCUUUUAAAGAGCCAACAUGGCAGACAUGGGGAAGCUUUGUCAGAUUGUAUAAAAUGUAAUGUUUGAAAGAGCAGAAAAUCAGAGUUAAUCUUUGUUAAACAGGUUUGUGAUUUUUCAAAACUGAACAAAGUACUGAAAAAUACUAAACACACAUACCUGGUUAUUAUUAUUGUGCAGACUGUAUUUAUGCCAAAAUAAAAUCGUGCUUUAUAAAUGGACA
This is a messenger RNA of Xiphias gladius (swordfish), 1816 nucleotides long. RefSeq names its product mitochondrial ribosomal protein S30 (gene mrps30). NCBI's taxonomy places the organism in Eukaryota, Metazoa, Chordata, Actinopteri, Istiophoriformes, Xiphiidae. Bases 214 to 1509 code for a protein of 431 amino acids. Gene Ontology annotation, molecular function: structural constituent of ribosome. Gene Ontology annotation, cellular component: mitochondrial large ribosomal subunit; mitochondrion; ribosome. The transcript has 5 exons. Gene Ontology annotation, biological process: translation. The record is from RefSeq and is a predicted model, not a curated record.